Messenger RNA from Arachis stenosperma, 921 nucleotides. Its product is annotated as glutathione S-transferase T2-like. The record is from RefSeq and is a predicted model, not a curated record. The transcript is spliced from 2 exons. Lineage: Eukaryota; Viridiplantae; Streptophyta; Magnoliopsida; Fabales; Fabaceae. The coding region runs from base 1 to 921 and encodes 306 amino acids.
AUGGAUCCAAACCAACUCAACUCUUUCUUCAAUUACUUACAAAACUUUCCUCAAAUUCCAAAUACCCAACAAUCUCAAACCUCAAACUCUCAAGUUCCAAAUCAAAACUUCAUACUACCAAAUACAUUUCAAAAUCCAAAUCCACAAAAUCUCUCUAAUUUCAAUUUUCAAACUCCUUAUAAUAAUCAAUUUCCUAUAUUCCAACUACAAAAUCAAAAUUCACAAACACCCCAUUUACCAUUUUUAUCCAUAUUUAACCCUUCUAUCGGAAAUGUUACUCCAACUUCCUUGCCGUUUCCAACUCAAUUUAGUGCAUCAAGACAUAACUCAUCUGGUGUUGGUGGCUCUUCUAACCCAUCCUCUCAGACUCCUAUACAAUCUAGUCCAAAUUCGCAAUAUUCAGAUUUUGCCAACCCUCAUGGAUUAGAUGCUAUCGACCUCAAUGAUGAUAUUGAAGAUCGGAGGCAAGAUAGUAUUCAACACUGGCAUUGGAAAGAGGAUGAGAUGUUGAUCAGUGCAUGGUUAAAUAUUUCAACUGACCCUGGGGUAGUUGCAUGUAAGAAACGAUGGUAUAAGAUCAACAAGGCUGUUGCACAAUUUGCUGGUUGCUACGAUCAAGCUAGUCGAAACAUAAGGAGUGGUUCGAACGCUGAUGAUAUAAAGGAGUUGGCUUAUAAACUUUAUUCCACAAAUUAUGGUCAAAAGUUCACUUUUGAGAGGCAUUGGAACAUGCUUCGAUUGGAGCAAAAAUGGAGAAGCCAACUACCUACACAGAGUGGCGGCUCAAAGAGAACCAAGGUUAGUGCAACUGGAGCAUACUCAUCCUCAUCAAACCCAGAAACACCGUUGGCUGACGAACCCGGUGUGGACUCUCCCGUUCGCCCACAAGGAUCAAAGAAGAGCAAGCGAAGAGGUAAGUGA